AUGGCAUCCACCACUAUCCUCGCCGCAUUUCUCAUCCUCACCUGGUUCUUACUCGCCCUCUUCAUCCUCAUCCUCACCGUCGCCUUCUACUACUUCAAAGCGACCUACAAACACAAGUAA
Fibroporia radiculosa is the source of this 120-nucleotide messenger RNA. RefSeq lists its product as uncharacterized. The record is from RefSeq and is a predicted model, not a curated record. Bases 1 to 120 code for a protein of 39 amino acids. NCBI's taxonomy places the organism in Eukaryota, Fungi, Basidiomycota, Agaricomycetes, Polyporales, Fibroporiaceae. The transcript is spliced from 2 exons.